AUGCUCCCUUUUCUGCUGGCUGUCGCGAGCAAUGGUUUGUUCUUUUUUGGACUUUUACUGGGUAUUUUUCAACUUUCCUAUAUCAUAUAUAGAAAAAUUAAAGUUUUCCAGGUGUUAGCUUAUACAGAAAUCGAGAAAUUUCACUUUUGUAUGUGUUAGGAUAUAUAGAAAUCGAGAAAUUUCACUUUUUUUCAUCACUUUUGAAAAUUUUCAUUUGUGAAAAAAAGUGAAAAAAAUUACCGGUUUUUUUGAUGGAUUUUUCAUGUUUCUUCCAAUCAAAAAUUACGCUGAACUCCUUUUUUUCACCAAGAAAAAUGUGUACUUUUUUUGUUUUGAAAUUUGAAAUUUUCGAUAUUUUUUUCAAUUUUUUUAUUCAUAAAAAUUAAAGAAACUCAUAAAAUUAAAGAAAAAUCCGAGUUUUUUUGAAGUGAAAAAAAUGUGUGGAAAUUCAAGAAAAAUUCUUCUUUUUUUUCCAGUUUCUCAAUCAACUUUUCGAAAAAAACAUUUUUUUGAUAACUUGAUGUUGAUCCUUUAUAACUGGAAAAAGAAAUUAUCUUUGGAAAAGUUACGAUUUUUUUAAAAGGACCUUUCAUGAAAAAUUUGUGUGGUUUUGCGCCGCCGUGAUCCAUUUGAAUGGAUGUGGAUUUACGCGAAUUUAUUUUUUUUAUUUUUUUCCAAUUUUUCCUAAAUGUGAACUUUCAAACGUGUAAAUUGAAUUUACUGUCUAAAAACUACAGUGUAGAAUUAUUAAAAAUAUGAUUAAUUGAUAGUUGGGUAAGCGGAUUUAUCGAUUUUUCUUAUAAAGCUAGAAAUCUUAUCCUUUUUUUCUCAAUGGCGUGUUCAUUGGAGAAUGGAAAAAUUUUUUUCAAAACCAAAAAAAAAUAUAAUUUAUGGCACCAAAGUUGCUCCAAAACAGUAAAAAUUUUCAUUAUGAAGAAAUUUUCCCACGUUUCGGAACAAUUUUCCUUUUUUCCAAUGAAAACGAUGAUUUUUUUCAAAUAUUGAAUAUCGUGAUUGUGGUUGUACCGUCGUGAAUUUGUUGUUUUUUGUAUGAAAAUGGGAAUUUUUCUAUUGCCAGAACCAGAACGAACGGUAGCUUCGAGCGACGAAGACUACCGAAAAAAAGAAGUGACCGUUGUCGAAGAAGUGCCCCGAAGGUCACUAACCGACGGAAUCACGAUGGCCGACGAUGAGGAGGAAGUCAUGCAAAAGGUGCAUUUUUUGAAGGGACUCAACUGCAUUUUAAAAAAAAUCAAGAUGCUUCUUUCCACACACAAGUACUGAAUUUACGGAAUACAUGUAGGGAAAUGUUGGAGCUGGGGAAAAUUAUUGAAAAAAAGCUUUUGAUUUUUUUUUAAAUUUUAGCUUAUCCGGAGCAAAGUUUUACUCAUGAAUUGACUAAAAAAAAAGGUGUUUUUUUCAACUUCUUCCCCCUGGAUGAUUUCUUGAGCUUUCACUAGUCGAAAAUUUUCCCAGGAAUCGAAGGGAAGAUUUUAUAAGGUAGUAAAAUUGAGGAAAAAGUGAGUUUUCAAAGUAAAAUCAAUAACUAGAGAAAUUCGGACUCAAUCAAAGAUCGUCUGGAAAGUUUUUCAAUUACAUUUUUGAAAGGUCAUUAUAGCUUGUACUUUUUCCAGGAAGAUUUUUAUAUCAUUCAAAAAAAAAAAUUAGGAAGCUUUUGUUCUUGUCUAUUCCAUUCAAACUCUUUUUGUUUAUAAAUAAAAAACGUUAUUGAAAUUUUCUAGUUGUUAUUAUUAUUUUCAGAAGCUUACAGAGGAGUGUCAGUUUGAAUAAAUUUAUAUGGAUUUUCUGAAUUCAUUCAAUUUUUUUGGAUUAUAGUAGUGAAUAGAGCGAUUCCUUUACAGAAAUAGAAAUAGUUUUUUUGAGUAAUUGAAUUUUUUUUCAAUAUUUUUUUCUUCUCGCAUUCGGAAAUACGAGAACACUUUAUAAAUGCCUAUUUUUUUGAACUAUAAUUGAAAUAUUCCAUAUUUUUUUCUUGCUAGGAUUUGAAAAAUAUGAGGGCACUUUAUGAAAGGAUGCAUAUUUUUUUGUACUACAAUUAAUCAAGAUUUUUUUAGCAUUCAGAAAAAAAUUUAAGCAUUUUUUUGGAAAUAGCUAUCUGUUUUCUGUAUUAUAAUCUGUAAAGAACUACUUAUUUUUUUCAGGUGGUUGUGAAGGAGGACGAGUUCAACGGCCUGAUCGGAAACAUUGCCGGCAACUUGAUCCGCGAUAAGGUCUUUUUUUGGGAUUUUUUUCAUUAAAUUUUAAUAAAGAUUUGUAUUUUUUUCCUGCUUUUUCAAUAUUUUUUUUGUAUAGAUUGGUGGCCCUGGAGGCGAUAUUAUCGGAGGCCUCGCCGGCAAUUUCCUCGGCGGAGGUGGCGGCGGCGGAGGCGGCGGCGGUGGAUUCGGUAAGGAUUUUUUGAGUUUCCAAGUUUUUUCUUCAGUUUUGAUACCUUUGUUAGGUUUUUUUGUUGUUAGUUUGAUAGUGUAGAUACUUGGAUUAGCUAGAUUUUUUUUUGCUAUUUUUAACUUAAAAAAAGCUGAAGUGGGUACUAGAGGGAAUUUGAGAUUUAAUGAGUCUCCUUUUAAUAGUGACGUCAUAACGCACGACCCCCCAAGCCACUUCUUUUUAAUAGUGACGUCAUAGCGCACGCCUCCCAAGCCACUUUUUUAUAGUGACGUCAUUGCGCAGGACCCCCAAGCCACUUUUUAAUAGUGAAGUCAUAGCGCACGACCCCCCAAGCCAAAGCCACUUCUUUUUAAUAGUGACGUCAUAGCGCAGGACCCCCAAGCCAAUUUUUAAUAGUGACGUCAUAGCGCACGACCCCAAAAAACGUUGUCCAAAAUGACCAAUAAUUUCUGUAGUAGUAUACUUUCGUAGGGGGGCCUUUUUCCCUAAAGUUACCACUCCAGCUUUUUUUCCAAUGAUUCAGGGUUAGAAAAAAAGUGGUUCAGACUUUUAAAAAUUAAACUGCAUAUUUGAGUUUUUUUGAUUCGAAAAAAGUCGUUUUUCCAAUUUUUGUAACUCUAAUUCAUUUUUAAAUAUUCAUGAGUUUUCAAAAAAACUAGAAGCAAUUUUUUUCACAUUCUAAAAAGUCCCAGAAAGCUGUUUUUAUUAAGAGUAUUUGUUAAAAAAAGGUGCUUAAAAAAAUUUUUGAACCUGGUUUAGAAGCUUUAUCGAAAAGUAGAAAAUUCGAUUUUCCAGUUUUCACUGUGAAAUUUUAGCCAGAAAGAAAUGUUUGAAAACUAGAGGUUAAAAAUCUUCUCUAUUUUUUUAUAUGUUAAAAAAAGCUUCAUCAUAUUUUCGUAUCUAUAAAAAGGAUAAUUUUUCUAUUUUUUUUUCAACUAUUUUUCAUUGAAAAGUUUCAUUCGGUAGUGUAAUUCAUCUUACUUCAAAAUUUCUAUGACGUUUUGUACUAUUUUUUGUUCCAACACCUCAAUUUUCAGUUUUUUCCGAUUCCGUUGAAUAUAAAUGGUUUCGUAUCUGUUACUUUGUGCGUUUCGUAUACCCUUUUUUCUGCUUUUUAUUGUGAGAUAGCUUUUUUGCAGUGCUUGUUGCGUUAUUCAGUUUUUAUAUGUUGUGCUAUUUAUUUUCUAGAUUUUUUUGUUAUUAGAAAGGUUUUGAAACGGAAUUUUGGUGAUUUUUAGACUAUUUUUUGAAACCUUUCAUUUUUCCAGCUUUUACUCCAGUAUUUUUCUAUAUCGUUUAGUCGUUAGAGCCAUAAUGUUGUGUGGUCAGUGGUUCAGGCGGCGGCGGUGGGAAUUUCGGCAAUAAUUCUGGAGGAAAUCAUCAAGGAGGUCCCCGGAAACGGGACAUGGCGAUGGGCAUCGCCUCGGAUUUGAUCGGCGGUUUUUUCAAUAAGGGCAACAAGAACAACGGCGGUGGACAAGGCAAUAAUGGUGGAUAUAAUCAAGGUGUUUUCUUGGAGAAGCAUGCGAUUUAUGUGGUGAUCCUGGUGGUGGCGUUGCCUAUGAAAUUUAUGAAGCUCUUUAGGAAAAACUGACAAAGACUUUUUUCAAAUUACCUCGAUUUUUUGUUGUGUAUACUUUAACUGUAAUAAUGGCACCAAAAAGCUUGGAAAUUGGCCGAAAAAAGUUUAGUGUUUAGUCUUUUUUUCAAUAGUGCAGUGAAGGUCAUGGUUUUUUCGUUCUGAAAAAGGGAAAAUAUAGUUGUGAACCUAUGAGAAACUACCGUAAUUAUUUUUUCGUGUGAAAUUUAAAGAAAAAGUUGUUUCAUAUGCUUUUAUGCAGCUCUCAAAGUUAUCUAUACAGCUUUUCCAUUUCUAUAACUGCAUAUUCGAAUAUCUCUACAGUCCACUAAUUUUUUUUACUUUUCACAGUUUCGAGUGAUCUCAUCAGAAAACCCGUCUUCUAUAUUAUUUAUCAUAUUAACCGUUCUAAUUGUAUUUUUUUCUCACCAUUAACAUACCUCAUGCAUGAACUUGUCAUUUUACUCUUUUCUAAAUUCAUUCCUUCGUUUUGACUUUUUUUCUCCUCUCUUCCUUAAUUCCUUCUCAAAAGUAAUGAAUGGAAUAUUGGCAUGAGUUUAAUUCUCAGAAAAAUGCUGUUAAUUAAAGAAAAUGAAUUGUUUCAGGUGGCGGCGGCGGUCCCGACUUUGGCAGUUUGAUUGGUGGGCUGAUCGGCGGCGGAGGUGGUUUUCAAGAAAAAAAAAGUUAUCAGUGAACAUGGCCAGAGUGGACUGGCUCUAGGGGCAUUUAGUAUGGUCAGAUUUUGAAUGUCAAGCAGCUUUCUCUGAUCUAACAGCUCAAAAAAAAACCAAAAAUCAGUGGCUAUUAAAGGAUCAUUGUCGCUUCCAAUAUUGAAUCGAUAAGAAAGUUUUUCAAAAGCUUAGACUGGCUGGAGUUUGAACCCUUGUUUUCCCAUACCAAUACUUCUUAAACCACUUGUUUGGGUCACAGUGGGGAUCGAACUCGUGACCCUUCAAACCGUAGACAGGCACACAACCUGUUGCGCUAAAAACAGUUAUUCUCAUAAUCUCAUUCAUUUUCAGGCAAUAAGCAGUCUGGCGGUGGCGGUGGCUACAAUGAUAACAGUGGAGGCGGAAAUCGCAGUGGAGGCGGCGGCGGAUUCAAUUUCAAUGAUAUUGGAGGUCGUGGUGAACUCCGAAAAAUCAAAACUUGUAUUUUUGCACUAUCUAAAUCGAACGAAAAAUAAGUAGAAACAUGGUUUUUUUCAAGAAGUUCUGAGUUUAUCUUUUUUUCUUAUAUUUUUUUUGGACUUAUUUAAGAGAUUUGAGGCUCUCGAUUUUUUUUAGGGGGGUGGGGGGUCUUUCAAGAAAAAAAUUUUUUUGUUGCAUGAACUCCGUGCAAAUUUUUUUUGAAAAAAAGUGAGAAAGAAAAAAACUACAGUAUACAUGGCUUUUUUGCCCGCUUCAUUUUGAUACCUGUAAUCGAAAGGUGUACGCUGUUUUAACCGAAAAAUUGGGAUGGGCUAUAAGGAUUAUUGAGACUGUAGGCAGGCUCCAAUGGAAAAUUUUCCAAAAUUACUGUUUUAGGAAUCAUCAACUCGAUCGGCGGCGGCGGUGGAAACCAAGGAGGCGGCGGUGGCGGAGGCUUCGGCGGCCUCAUCGGCAACCUGAUCGGCUCCGGCGGCGGUGGUCAGUACAACGGCGGCGGCGGCAACGUCAAUCCGAACCGACUCAACGGCGGAAUGGUCAACAUCAUCGGGAAUCUGAUCGGCGAGGCCGCCCAUCGGUUCCUCGGCGUCGACCCGGGAACUGGCAAAAUCAUCGGUAAUGGUCCCCCAGAAGUCCUUCCUUCUGAUGAGAACUUCUAGGCGCCGUCGCUGGCAACGUCAUCAUGGGCCUGGGUGGAAAGGACAACUCUCUCGGAAACAUUGGCAAAGUCAUCCUCGACAAUAUCAUUUCCGGGAAAUUCAGGAGAGAUGUGGGAUUUUCUUUGAGCUACUUAAAAGAUGAUAUUUUAUAUGUAGAUUGGAAUUUUUCAAUCAAGAAAACGGUAGUUUAUCAUGAGGUUUCUGAAACUUCAAAAUUCCCUGACCCUUUUCGAAAGCCUCCUCGACAGUUUUAAGCACUGAUGAGAGACCCAAAAAGUCCCACCGUGAGCUGAAACUAUUCCCUUGCGAAAACGUCCGCAUUUUACAGGUUGAUCCGUUCGUCCGACCCGAGCCGGCCAGAGACGACGGCGGCGGCGGCCCUUCCCCAAUCCGACCUCGUCCCUCCCACGAACCGCAGGACUUCUACGCCCUCCGGGACCAGUGUCUCCAGGAGAAGCGGCUCUUCGAAGACCCGCUCUUCGACGCCGCCGACUCCUCCCUCUUCUACAGCAAGCGACCGCCGAAGCGUGUCCAGUGGCUGAGGCCCGGCGAGAUCGUCUCCGCUCCGCAACUCCUCACCGAAGGACACUCUCGGUUUGACGUCAUCCAGGGAGAGCUCGGCGACUGCUGGCUCCUGGCCGCUGCCGCCAACCUGACCCUCAAGGACGAGCUCUUCUAUCGUGUCGUCCCGCCAGAUCAGUCGUUCACUGAGAAUUAUGCUGGUGCGUGGUUACUGUUGGUUCGAUCUUGAGAUCUAGUCGUUCCACUUGAAAAAUUUUAGAAACUUUCCGGAUUCCUACUGAAAUGUAUACCAAUGAAUUUUGUCUUUCCGAAGCUUUUUUCACCCCUCAAGUGGCUAGCUUUUGACGCUAAGGGGCGUGGCCUGUCUGCGCUCUCCACGAACCAGACACUGUCUCUUUUCAUUUCGUGUCAGGACCCUUUUUUCAAUGGCUCAAGCCAGCCGUGAAUCAGUUAUACCUUCUGAUAGACCCGAAACAAGUUUUCACACUUUUCUUGAGACCCAGGUUUUGAAGGCUCAAAAUAUGUAUCAUGCCUGCAUACUGUGACCAUAUUCAUUAAAUUCAAACCAAUCAGAGAGCAAGCCAUUCACAGAGCGUUUUUGGGGACGGAGUUUGCUGCUUGACAUUCAAAAUAUGAACAGACUAUUCCAGUUUUAGUAAGAGUUUUAAAAAAUGUUCUGAGCCACUUUUUUACUCUAGCAUCAAUAAUUUAUGUCGGCGGUAAUGAUCAUCUGAAUUUAAAGGAAAAUCUUUCUUCAGCCUUCUUAGAAUUCUUUGAAGUCCAAAGUUUUGCAUCCUAUAUUCGCUGGAUUUCCAGGAAUCUUCCACUUCCAAUUCUGGCAGUACGGCAAAUGGGUGGACGUCGUGAUCGACGACCGACUGCCGACCAAUAAUGGAGAACUGCUCUACAUGCACUCGGCCAGCAACAACGAGUUCUGGAGCGCUCUUCUCGAAAAGGCCUAUGCCAAGUAGGGAAUCAAAAGCGGCUGAAAAGACCGGGGCCACCCGGGGCGGGAAGAACCGCUUCGCGAAACGUUCACAUCGUCAAAAGAGCCUUCUUCAUUUUUCCCUCGUUUCCAUCUUUGCGGCUCGGCUCGCCCCGGAGCGACUGCCUCAAUUUUCCAAUUUUACCCUUUGAUUCAGACUGUUCGGCUCCUAUGAAGCCCUGAAGGGCGGUACGACCUCAGAAGCUCUAGAAGACAUGACCGGCGGUCUGACCGAAUUCAUCGAUCUCAAAAAUCCACCCAAGAACCUCAUGCAGAUGAUGAUGCGAGGGUGAAUCGACUGAAGAGGAAACAAUAAAUUGAACAUCCUACUUUCCAGUUUUGAAAUGGGAUCCCUUUUCGGCUGCUCCAUCGAAGCUGAUCCUAACGUCUGGGAGGCCAAAAUGUCCAAUGGACUUGUGAAGGUUCGAAAAUAAAUUUAAAGAUGGACUAUAUUUGGUUUUUCCUAGGGCCACGCCUACUCGAUCACCGGCAUGAGGAUCGUCGAUGGGCCGAAUGGCCAGGCCUGCAUUCUCCGGAUUAGGAACCCGUGGGGAAAUGAGCAGGUUCAGAGUUUGACACUGUGUUUUUAAAGGAGCAUAGACAAUAUUCAAAAAAGGUCUUAGGGAGAAUUUGUUUUAAGGACGAUUUAAGCUGAAUUUUUUGGUAACAGUUACAUUAAGACUCUCUGAACGCUUUUUUAAAAGCACAGGGUGUAUAAUUUAUCAAAUUCUCGGAGAACAGUUUUGUUGAAUUUUUGAUUUUUAAAGGCGCAUGACAAAAGUUCCAAAAUGGUCUCAAGGAGAAAGUUCAAAUUUGAGCUAUUGCUUGCUCUAGGAGUCUGUUGAGGAGACAUACCGUAGCUCUUUCAAGAACUUAUUAAAGGCGCAUGUGAAAAGAAAGCUUUUCUGGCCUCGUGUGGAAAUUAUGAUACUCAGGCAAGAUUCAAAAAAGUCUUCACGGAGAGUUGAGGACGGUUCAAGCCGAAAUUUUGGGCUCAAAUUGGCUACAGUUACAUUAAGGAUUUCACUUUUAAAGGCACAUAGAAGCAGUUUAUAAAAUUCUCGAAGCGAAAAGCAUUUUUGAAAAAUAAUAAGUCGAUUCAAGUGCAUCAAGUGAUAUGAUUUUAAAGGCGCAUGAGAAGAGUUCAAAAAUGGUCUCAAGAAGGAAGUUCAAAUUUUAGCUAUCACUGGCUCUAGGAGUCUGUUGAGGAGACAUACCGUAGCUCUUUCAAGAACUUAUUAAAGGCGCAUGUGAAAAGAAAGUUUUUCUGGCCACGUGUGGCAAGUAUGAUACUCAGGAAAGAUUCAAAAAAGUCUUGACAAAGAGUUCUUGAGGACGAUUUGAACAGAAGCUUUGAACUUAAAUUAGUUACAUUUGAAUUACGAUUCUCUCAACUCACUUUUAAAGGUACAGGGUGCAACAAGUGUUAUGAGAAAAGUUUAGUUGAUUUCUUGAUUUUUAAAGGCGCAUGAGAAGGAAAUUUAAAAAUGGUUUCAAGAAGAAAAUCCAAAUUUUAGCUAUCACACUGGCUCUAGGAGUCUGUUGCGAAGACAUACGUAGCUCUUUCAUGAAACUAAAAAUUUUUUGAAGGCGCAUGGGGAAGAAAUUACUUCUGUGUACGUGUGGAAGUGAUACUCAGGCAAAUAAAGAUCCAAAAUAGCUUUAGAGAAAGAAAUUGAUAACUAAAUUUUGGAGUGUCAGAGAUAAUUUUGCCAUUUACUUUGAACAAAAAAAAUUUUCUACUUUUCCCCGUAAAUUUGACAAGUUUCAAGGAAUGGAACGGCCCUUGGUCGGACAACUCCCGCGAAUGGCGAAGUGUCCCGGACAACACCAAGCAAGACAUGGGCCUCAAGUUCGACCACGACGGAGAGUUCUGGUUCGAGCUUGAUCUUCUCUGAAUUUGAUCAAAAGUCGUCAUUCAGGAUGUCUUUCGAAGACUACAUGAGGAACUUUGAAAAGAUGGAGAUUUGCAAUCUCGGACCUGAUGUUAUGGACGAGGUGUACCAGGUAAACAAAAAAUUGAAAAAAAUGUUUUGAAUAAGUUUGAUUAGCUUGAAAAAUACCUUCAGAGUUUUCAGAUAGAAAAAUCGUUUCCAAAAACAGAUUUAGACACCUUAGAAGGAGCCGUGGACAGGAUUGUUUUUUGGAGGAAGAGCCUGGAAAAGGGGCGGGGCUACAGUAGAAAAAAGCCACUAACAUGCUUUUUUCAGCCUUAUUUUCUCUGUUUUUCACCUUUUCUGGUUCUCAGCGGUCAAAGUCCAUGUACUGCUGACUUGGGACAUAAAAAUAAGGGACAAUGGUAAACUCUCCAAUUUUUACGUGCUAUUUUCCAUAUCUUAUUGGGUGGAGCUGAUCGUUUUUCUACAACGCGGUCGCGAAGCAGGCAAAAACUUUUUUUCAAAAUCUCACCACUUUCCGUAGUUUUUUUUGGUCCUACGACACGAGUUUCUCUUUUCCGAUAGGUACGGUAUGUGAAAGUCCGCAACCUGUUUAUGCACUAUGUGUGUUUGCGCUUUCUGAGUGGUCUCCCCUUUUUCCAAGUUUUACAUGUAAACUCAUCGCAAUGGAAUGAAACUACAGAGAAUAGGAAAAAAAAACCCGAGGAUGGACCAAAAACUGCAAACAUACAAAGUGCUCACGCAGAAUGCGGACUUUCGCGUACCGUACCAAUUGAAGGGGAAAAACUCGUUCUUGCCCGUAGCUCCGUUUUUUUUUGUCUUUUUUGACUGCUUCAAAUCGUGGAGCCCCCUUUUAAAGAAGUAGGCUCAAGCCCAAGCGACUAACUGAGCACUUUUUCACGGGAUGCUUCUAGAAGGUGAAUACUAGACGAAGACGUUCAGAUGACGGGUGUCAAGGCGGCUGGACUGACGUGGGCGACGAACACUCACGACGGCGCCUGGCUUCGCAAUCAGACCGCCGGUGGAUGCCGAAACUACAUCAGUAAUCCUUUCCUCGUUGACCUUCAUCCUUGAUUAUACCAGACACCUUUGCGAAUAAUCCCCAGUUCCGCGUCCAGCUCACCGACUCGGAUCCCGAUGACGACGACGAACUCUGCACGGUCAUUUUUGCGGUCAUGCAGAAGUAUCGGUGAGUUUGGAGGGGGGAAGAGAGGGAAAUUAUGAGAAACUUCCCAAGAGGAAUUAACUAUUGUGGUGAACUUUUGAAACUUGAAGGGGAAUUUGUCUAUAGUCCGUUUUUUCGCGACUUGAAAGGGCGGGACUUCUCUGCGCCCUCCUCAUCUCUCGACGUCUCUCUCAUGUUUACGUGAUAUUUCCAUGUCUAUCUGACCUCGCCGGCGAGAGAACAGAGAGACGCAGACACGCGAAAACUGUAAAGUCGCGGUGGGCGGACUAUAUUCUUAGUAAUGGAAUGAGUAUAGACGAUUCAUGGUAAGCUAGGGACGCGAAGGGGGCGUGGCCUGUCUGCGAUCUAGGUCAAGUACCAAUUUCCAGAUUUAUCGAUGAUUAUUGAAGUUUGAAAGCUUUGUAUUCGGAAUAUUGCUUUUGUGGCAGUCUUUAGGCACUCUACUGAUAAUUUUUAGGCAUUUUUGAAUUUAUCUUAUUUUUCUUCCUUCUCAAACAUACGUCUUUUUGAGAUAGAUAAUUUUGAAGCGUUUCCGAAAACUGACUACCGUUUUAUAAAUGGUACUUCAGUAUUAAAGCUUGAUUGGAAGCGUCAAAAUGGAAAUCGGUCUUGAGAAGAAGAACUUCAGAGUGUUCCAUCCGCAAGUAGGGUAUAUAGCUGAUUCACGGCUCGCGUGAGACGCUAAGGGGCGUGGCCUGUCUGCACUCUCCACCCGCCAGGCACUGUCUCGCGCAUCAUCGUUUCAGGACCAUUUUUUCGAUGGCUCAAGCCAGUAUUGAAGCAGCAGUUGACCCUACUAUUAGCGUUAACAGUUCUUCAGUGAUGAACUUUUUCCAGGCGAAACCUGAAGCAGGAAGGCUUGGACAACGUCCCAAUCGGUUUCGCCGUUUAUGACGUUUGUUUUUUUUUUUUCACGCAUUCCUAAAGUUUUUUCUUAUCUAAACGAAUGGCUUAUUCAUUUUAAUCAUUUUGAUAUGGAUUUUUUUCAGAUGAAUGCUGUAAGUUUUCCGAAAGGACCGGUUUUGAUUUUUUAUUUCUGUGUUCUUUGUAAAGUGUGUUUGAUUUUUGAGUUUGUGAAGCACUUUUUUUUUAAAAAUGCGCACCUUUUUUGGAAAUUUUGAAGUAACACUGAGCUUUUUGUUUACGUGGUGUCUGUGCUUAUUAAAUUUCAAAAAAAGUUCUAUUUUUUGGCCCAAGUUUUGGAAGCAAUUGGGAAAUUCUUAGUGACCACUAUAGGGUUUUGACGUUUUAGUGGCCACUAUAGUAGUCAAAUUAGUGGCCACUUCAGGGGCUCAUAAUUAGUGGCCUACUAAGUGUUACUACUAGACCACUAAAAAUUCUAGUGGCCCCUUUAGGGUCGAUGGAUCAUCAUAGCUUGUUAAAUUCGUAUUCAUAUUAAUUUUAAGAUGUUCACCUUUUUUUUAUUAACCCAGCUUUUGUUCAAGUAUAGUGUGUCCGUGGCACUGCUUACUCAUAUUCAAGCUUCUCGGAAGAAUUCAAAAGCCAAAAAGCGAUUUCAGGCCGGUGGAGUCCGUGGCCGCCUCGACAAGCAGUUCUUCGCCGCCAACAAGUCGGCGAUGCGCAGCGCGGCGUUCAUCAACCUCCGCGAGGUGACGUCACCACCCUUUUCCUGAAGAUAACCGACGUCUUCAGAUGACCGGACGAUUCCGCGUCCCGCCGGGCAACUACGUCGUCGUGCCGUCGACCUUCGAGCCCAACGAGGAGGCCGAGUUCAUGCUCCGCGUCUUCACCAACGGAUUCAUCGAGUCGGAGUGAGCAUGGGAAAGAAAAUGCGUUGAAAUUGCUGUUGCUAAACGUUAGGAUUGAAAUGAGGAAAUAUUCACUGACUAGGAAAGAGAUUGAGAAGCUCAAAAAAGCAAUCAGUGAUGAGAGAGAUAUGUGGAGGCUGAACUGUUACAUAAUUUGACGGAAUAAAUGUAGAGAAAAUGUAGGAAAAUACGAAUUCAGAACUUUCGAAGAUCGAGUGAAGAAGACUCGCGGUCAUUUUAUCCCCCCCUUUAGUAUAAAUUGGAAGAGGAGAGCUGGCCGUUAGGAAUGUCUGUAACUGAACAAAUUGACUGAGCUCACAGUACUUUUCGAGAGAAUUAAGACAGAUCGGAAGCAGAGCCCAGGUUCCAUGGUGUAAAAGGAGAAGGAGCAGCGCUCAUUUAGCAGCUAUAAGCCUGAGCUCAUGCUCCCAAGCUCCAAAAGGAAGCUUGAGAAAGAAGAGCCUCAAAAGUUGGAGCGUUGAGAGCUUGAAGAAACCUCGGUGACAACUUUUGGGAGCUUCUGAAGAUUUUUUUUUGAAGAUUUUUCAAAGGCGAGGCAUUCUUUAGCACUGGAUAGCCACUUUUAAGGUGUCAAGUCUCCGAAACGAAAGGAGUUUUUUUUUUCUGCGGAGCUGUAAUGAGAAAGUUCAAAAAGAUCUUUUAGCAAAGUUUCAUUAAUUAAAAUUGUUCAACCCAACCCCUGUUAGAAGAAAUAGCCGCGUGAAAAAGCCGUCCUUAGAUUCAUCUAGUAGGAUUUGUCAUGAGAAAAGAAAAAUGGUCCUUCAAAAAAUAUCCCAGAACUUUGUCCUAAACCUGUCUUUUUCAGCGAGCUCUGA
This is a messenger RNA of Caenorhabditis auriculariae, 12988 nucleotides long. The record is from the annotation of a GenBank genome assembly. NCBI's taxonomy places the organism in Eukaryota, Metazoa, Nematoda, Chromadorea, Rhabditida, Rhabditidae.